CUUUUUAUAAAAAAGUUUGUAUUGCACACAGGAAAUUAGUUUUUAUUGAAGUUGGGGUAGUUGGUAAAUAUUUCGAGUUCUACGACUUACCGGUAGAUCGAUAAGCAAUGUCCGGCCUGACUGGUGGAAACAGACAUUCUACAGAUUCCCUGGGCCGACUGGUGAAGCAUGAUUGACAAAUGCUACUGAAACGUUAUAAAUUCGCAAAUAGAAACAUCUCACUUUAACUGGACAUAACAGAUAUAAAUAGGGAACAAAAAACAAAACCGUGUUGAGGUGUACGAAGCUCAGUAAAAGAUGAAGACGAAGAAGAAAAUUCAAGAGGCCAUGGAGUCGGAGGAAGAGGGGCAUAUGAAAUAUUUUAAAAGUGAAAAGGUCGAGGCCAACCCCGGGAAGAAAGGAGGCCAGUACAAAAUAUCAAAAGGAGGACAAUUGGUGGUCCCAGAAGGAUGUUUGGGAAAGAAAGACAUUAUUACAUGCAGUGUUAUCGCAUCCACUUUGCGUUAUCAGCAUUUUCCGAAGUUCCCGGAAGACGAACAAAUCUUAAGUGAAAUCUUUUUGCUCGAGUCUAAAGGCAAUGGUCCAAAAUGUCAACUAAAGGUGGCGCUGCCCUACUACACGUUUGACCUUACCUAUUAUGAUUUCAACGUGAAGAUGAAAAUUGAGAAUGAAGAGUCGUGGAGUUUGAUAGAAGCAUCGCAGAAUCCGGGUGUAAACUUGGCCUGGAUAGAGACAGAUAAGAUGGGCCCAAUAGUAAUAACAGCAACACCAAAAUCAGAGACAUUCGUAGUGGACCCCCAAGGAGUUCUCUAUCAAGCCAGGAUAAAUCGGUACCUUACUGUGAGGUUUCCUAAGAAGGCCACGAACACACCAGUUAACUGUACGAUAAAGAUUACUCCAUUUCGCCAUGAAAACCUUGAAGAUGCCAAAAGGCUAUAUCAUCACCAAGUUGGUGACCUGAUUAUGUCCACUGAUUACAUAGAAAUCGUCGCAGACGGCAUUUCCGAGUUUAGACGACCAGUUGGAGUCCGACUGCCAAUGCCGGAAAUUGUCGAAGAGUUCGACCAAGAAGACAUUGCGGUACUUUACAAACCAUCAAGUGAAGAUGCUUGGCAAAUAUUCAACGACAAAUUAACGUUCACCAAACAAACAGUUUCGUUUGAUGUGAAAGCUUUAUCAAAAUACGUGGUUGCCCUUUCUCGUCCACAACGCAAAAGAAGACUUACAGAAGCGUUUAGGAUAUUCGACACACAAAACCGCGUCGUCACGGGAGAAAUCCUUACGUUCAUCAAAAUGGAAGAAAAGCUCUGGCUCUUAGCGGUAGAAAUUGUUCAGAAAAACGACAUUGAGAAAUCUAUAAAAGACAAAGAAAAUGACGGAUUUGAAAUGGUUGAGAAAGUUGAGAUUGUGAAAGAAGAGAAACAAGUGUUCAGAAAGCAUUACAAAGCUGCGAGGAAGGACUAUUCAAAAAUGCAAGAAAAGCCUGACGACCCUAAUGUCAACCUUAUAAACAACAGUGUAUUCGACCUUGAAUUACAGGGUGACCUCUGUGUAUAUGAAUCAAACAGUCAUUACGUCACCAACCAAUUCAAGCUCCCAUAUAGUGAAAUAAUAGGUAAUAAUCACAGACUAUACGAAAUCCAACCUAAACUUAAAGACGGUGUCGUAGACAUUGGAGUAAAUGGAUACGAUUGUGAAGCAACACUGAAUAUUCUGAAUAAAUCUCCGGUAAAUAAAGAUGAUCCAGAAUGUAUUCGUACGUUCAGAAUAAGUAUUGAGAGUUCGCGAGUAGCUAAGUACUUUUACGAGGAACCAGUCCCCGAUGAACCUGAACCAGAGCCAGAACCAGUCAUUGAAAUCCCGGUGGAGGAGCCCAUCCCACCCCCUUCUCCUGUGCAGUCUCCAAAACCAGAAGGGAGGUUCAGCACGCCACUCACAGAAUCCUUCAUGAGGCUCAUCAAACACAAACGUCCUCCCAUAAAAAUAUAUAAGGAACCCAAAGUUCUAAGUGGGCGUAGUCUGCGUGCGUUGGCCCUAGAAAUACCCCAAGGUCUGACUCUUGCAGUUCACCUUGACAUUCCAGACAGUACAAUGACGGGCAUAGGCUUUGACGCCCUGUCAUUGGGGAUGGGUCUUGCAGACGUCACUUACAAGAUCCUGGUUCACUGGAAGCGGAAAUGUGUCAGUAUCAAAAGUGAUGGGGAUAUUCAGGUUGAAUGCCUCAUCAAUGCUCUGCAUGAGAUGGAUAGAUCAGACAUUGCGGAUAUUGUAGCAGAGAGACAUGCAGUCAAUCAGGAACUGGACCCUGCAUGUUUUAGCCCCAUCAGAGUCACUGUAGAUCAUAUCAAUUGAAUUAUUUGUCAAUCUGGUGUAACCCAUUUUUUGGUCUGUUUGAUUUACCUCUUUCAAAGGCUGAUUGAUCUGUAUGCCAGCAGCUAGCCUUUGAGAGAGGAAUGUUGAAUAAAAUAAUGACUAAAGGAGAGUUUAGUGGUUCCCUUCUAAAUGGCACUCUCUGCACUGGAUCUGACUAUAGUAUGAAGUAAAAGAAGUUGCAAUAACGUCACUGAGGAAACGGGGAUCAUGUUUGGUUCGGAAUCAAAUUAUUACAUGUA
Molecule: messenger RNA, 2612 nt
Organism: Owenia fusiformis
Lineage: Eukaryota; Metazoa; Annelida; Polychaeta; Sabellida; Oweniidae
Source: the annotation of a GenBank genome assembly